This is a messenger RNA of Gongylonema pulchrum, 564 nucleotides long. The record is from the annotation of a GenBank genome assembly. Lineage: Eukaryota; Metazoa; Nematoda; Chromadorea; Rhabditida; Gongylonematidae.
GUUGAAAGAGGUCAUAUUUUAUGCCUUGCGGUAGAAAACAGCAGCGACUUGGACGGAAGACGAUAUCGUGAUGCGUACUGGGAAAAAGAAUUAUCCAGUAAAAGUAACCUAAGUACCAGGAACGUUCUGUUCAUGAAGUGUCUCGAAUUCGGCGAUGUAUAUUUGCGAGUACCGAAAGCAAAGGUAGCAUUACUGACAAGCUUCGAAGCUUUGCUGCUGAAAGCUAUACGUGAUGUGGAUUUUCGAUUUCGCUUCCAUCAGGAUAGAGAUUUAUUUAAUUUUGUAUGCCAACUUCAAAUCGGCCAUCGUGUCGUCGUGCAGAUUCGAGCAUCAGCAGAUUCAGAGGGACGAGCAGGACUGUUCAUGCCAGGCUGGAUCGCAUAUAUCGGUGAACCCGUUCCGGACAGUGGGCUGUUAUUCGGUGUGCUUCUUGAGAUUCGAGCAUCAGCAGAUUCAGAGGGACGAGCAGGGCUGUUCAUGCCAGGCUGGAUCGCAUACAUCGGUGAACCCGUUCCGGACAGUGGGCUGUUAUUCGGUGUACUUCUUGAGAUUUUUCGUUUUUGA